This is a messenger RNA of Tilletiaria anomala UBC 951, 1161 nucleotides long. Its product is annotated as glycoside hydrolase family 5 protein. NCBI's taxonomy places the organism in Eukaryota, Fungi, Basidiomycota, Exobasidiomycetes, Georgefischeriales, Tilletiariaceae. The transcript has 4 exons. Gene Ontology annotation, cellular component: cell surface; extracellular region. Gene Ontology annotation, biological process: glucan catabolic process. Gene Ontology annotation, molecular function: beta-glucosidase activity. The record is from RefSeq and is a predicted model, not a curated record. The coding region runs from base 1 to 1161 and encodes 386 amino acids.
AUGUCAAUUGGAGGCGUACAGCUGCCAUACGACAAGUGGGAUUUUAUGGAUAAGAGCGCCAAAGUGUACGGCGUGAAUCUGGGAAACCUGUUCCUUCUUGAGCGCUGGAUGGACGAAGAUUGGUUCACCAGUCAUGCUGGAACGGAUGUCUACGAUAUGUGGAACUGGAUGAAAAAGCUAGGUCCCGUCGAAUCCGCCGCGGCCUUGACAGCGCACUACACCGACUUCAUUGCCGAGCUCGACCUCGCGUCGCUGAUCGCUGCGGGUGCCAACCACGUGCGCAUCCCCAUGGGCUACUGGUCCUGGAUCGACAUCAAGGGGAACGAGCCGUUUCAGAAUAACGGCGAAGUAGCCAAGCUGUCCGAGCUGCUCACCGCACUCUACGCGCACGGCAUGUACGCCACGAUCGACCUGCACGGCAUGCCUGGCUCGCAAUCGACCGACGCGGCGUGCGGACACGCUGCAAGCUCCCCGCAGUGGUUCACACAAGAGAACCAGGACCGCUCAGACCAGAUGCUGGAAAAUGUCAUCAACUUCAUCAGAACUAGUCCUGUCGGUGCCGUUGUCUCAUCCGUCCUCGUCGUCAAUGAGCCCUGCGGACCCGUCGGCUGCCACAACGAGCAUCGUCAGAUAUUACGCGAUUACUACGAGCGGUCGUACAAGAAGCUUAAAGCAGCUAGCAUCCCGAUGUUCUUCCACUCCGGCUUCGUCCCUGGAGGUUUGCAUGCCUGGACCGACUUUGUACAAGGCAAGGACCCCAAGUAUCUCAUCGGAACUGACAACCCAUACCCUGCCGCCUUCCCUCCCAAGUCCAACCAAACGCAGAUCUUUAAGUUGCUCUGCGACAUGGUGCAAUCGUACACGACGCUCCCCUUCCCCGUCGUUCUCGGCGAGUGGUCCCUCGGCUCGGCCAAUCAUGACCCGUCGUUCCAGUACGCAUUCUAUGCAAACCAAGCUGGAGGAUACGCCCGGUCGGCCGGCUCGACGUUCUGGUCGUACGUCGUCAAGCCGACGCACGUCAAGGGUGGCAUCGGCCAGUCUAAGGCUGGCGCACUGCAGUGGUCCUGGAAGGACGCUAAUGCCAAGGGAAUUGUACCCAGCCCGAAAAAUGGAGAGAAGAUCCUGUCUUUCUUUAACACCCUCCUGGAUCAGCAAUGCUAG